Strongylocentrotus purpuratus (purple sea urchin) is the source of this 474-nucleotide messenger RNA. RefSeq names its product sulfotransferase family cytosolic 1B member 1-like. Gene Ontology annotation, cellular component: cytoplasm. Gene Ontology annotation, biological process: sulfation. The record is from RefSeq and is a predicted model, not a curated record. The coding region runs from base 28 to 474 and encodes 148 amino acids. Gene Ontology annotation, molecular function: sulfotransferase activity. Lineage: Eukaryota; Metazoa; Echinodermata; Echinoidea; Camarodonta; Strongylocentrotidae. The transcript has 2 exons.
AUAGAUCAAGAGAACGAUUACAAAAAUAUGGAUACUGCCGAAGCGUCACAGACGACUACAAACACGACCAAUGAGUUAGUAACUAUCGACAUCCUGUCAAAAAGUUACCAGUAUAAAGGAGUCACGUUACCAGCCAUACGUGUACCUGACAUCCUGGAAUCAUUGAAAGACUGGCAAACGAGACCCGAUGAUGUCUUGGUUGUUACCUAUCCAAAGUCAGGCACGCAUUGGAUUUGGGAGAUCGUUUCCCUCAUCAUGCAGGACGUCGACGUCGAGAAGAUUGAUCGCACACACCUACCUCACGGUCUCGAUGUAAUCAUGUCCCAUACCGUUGACGGUCUUGCGACGGUCGAACCGGGCUACCACGCGAUGUCAAAGUGGGAAUCACCCCGCGUCAUGGGCAGUCACAUUCUAGAAGAGUUUGUACCAGAACACAUCAAAAAGAAAACAAAGGUAUUGUUGCAACGUCGGUGA